Messenger RNA from Vollenhovia emeryi, 6214 nucleotides. RefSeq names its product eukaryotic translation initiation factor 4E transporter-like. Bases 634 to 4491 code for a protein of 1285 amino acids. The transcript has 16 exons. Gene Ontology annotation, biological process: negative regulation of translation. Lineage: Eukaryota; Metazoa; Arthropoda; Insecta; Hymenoptera; Formicidae. Gene Ontology annotation, molecular function: mRNA binding. Gene Ontology annotation, cellular component: cytoplasm; nucleus. The record is from RefSeq and is a predicted model, not a curated record.
GUCAGUCAGUCAGUCAGUCAGUCAGUCAGUCUGCGCUGUACUUGCACGACGGUUUACACAUGUUCCUUCUGUACCGGGUUGCGCGAGUGAUACAGGAUACGUAAAAAGCUGACCAUACCUGACGAACAGUUAUUUCGUCAAGUAACACGAAAACGCGCGAUUCCGAGACCUCGGAGAGUCGGGCAUUUAACACGUUGUUUUGCUCCGCUUCGCGAAGAAACACGGAAAACCGAGAGCCCGUUUUUUCCAAGCUGCUUCGUCGCAAGAAAAAAAAAGGGGCGAGUAUACGUGGAAUCGUUCCGCUGAUCUCGAGACAAAGAGAGAGAGCGAGAGGGAGAAAAACACUUGGAUCUCGCUAGAGUUUCUUCUUCGUGCCGAUUCCGAAGGAAGUUGGUUUUAAGGGACGAGUCUUCCGCGGAGGAAUCUCAUUUUUCUCAUGACUCGCUGAACGUGGUUCGCGACUGGGACUUAGGGGGUUUCGGGAAUUUAUUGUUGACCGCCGUUUGCCCUUCGCCUGUUUGUUUACAUCGUCGGGACUGUUGCGCGGGGAAACAGAACGAACGGUUGUACAGGGCAGAUAAGAGAGAGGGCCUCCUCUGCGAUUUAUUCGAGGCGCGGCGCACGGUGUCAGCGAUGAGACGCAUCGCCGUUGAUCGGUUUAUCGGUUCGAACUGGUAUCGCCGACCGCGGAAGCGACCGCUGGUCGGCCCGACCGGAUCUCCUUUCUUGGACAUCCUGGUCAUGCAAACCAGAUCCUGCCGUUGGUUCCGGAAAAACAAAUCUGUCAAUCCUCUAAAGCAGGUGACCUUCCGAGAUGAGGCCAUUAUAUCAAUGUCGGUGGCCGGUGAGGUGACUGACGCAUCGAUCAUGGAAGUAGGCCGUUCUAGACCACAGUAUCAAUAUUCUCGGGAGGAUUUAAUGCUGAUAAAAAAUUUGCGAUUAUCUAGACGUAGGCCUAUAUUCCUAGAUAUCGCUUAUAAUAACUCACGAGGCGUUUGGGACCCCGAACGCUGGCACUCGGAUAGAAAGCGUAGCGAUACACCCCCGAAGGAAGAGAGGACUGGACGUGGUGAUCAAAUCACUGAGAAUCAUAGUAAGCGACGUAACAAUGGCGAUCCACGAGACCGAAUACGUAAGGAGCAAGACGGGAUCGUUUUGAGUCCGCAGCGGAGAAGUUUUAAUUCGGGAUGUUUCGUUAACGUGAAUCAGCCACCAAGCCGGCGUCCGGAGAGCCCGAUUGGCAAAGCAGAGGUCAGCCAUCGUGAACCAGUUCGUCGAAUCGGCAGCGGCAGAAUUUUGACACGGGAUAUAUGGGACUUCCGAGCGGAGAACGAAAAGAUGGAGCCCGAGCGUGCGGAUUACGGUUUCAGAUCAGGCACGGCCGCUGGUGGCUCUCUGCGUGAUCGGGAUAAUAGAGAUAAUCGCGACGGGAAGGAGCGGGACAGGGAUCGCGACAUGCGAGAGAGGGAGCGCGAUCGCGACGGUCUGCGCGAGCGGGACGACAGGUUUGAGCGGCGAUCGUUUGGCCGGGAUUACGGGGACCGUGGCGACAGGGAGCGCGAUCGUGGCGACAGGGGAGGAGUGGAUCGAAAUGAGCGGGGCAAUCAUCAGAUGGAUCGGGAUAAGGAUCGCGGACGCGACAAGAGAUUCGGUAACGACCGUCGACGGACUUACAGUGAUACUCGCGACGCGGACGAGCCGGAAUGGUUCAGCUCGGGACCUACGUCUCAACACGAUACGAUCGAGCUAAGGGGCUUCGAGGAUAUUCCGGAGGAGAAGGCAGUGAGCGGUGGUAAUGCCAAGAGUAAGAAGCAGACUCCCGCGCAGAAGAAACGGGGCAAGAGGAAUGUCACGGAGAAGGACGACAAACCGAGUGAGAAUUUGGCGGGCCCUAAAGGACGCAGCACCCCGACCGUUAUGGAUCAGCCUAUGAUCGCCGUGCCGGCGCACUCUCCGAUUUCCGAACAAAACGAGCAAUCCAUCGCUCAGAACAAAGAGAACAACGUCAGCGCGAAUACUGUCACCGAUCCGACGUCCGAGUCGGGAGAGAACUCUAGUGCGAAUCAGAAUCAAGAGGACUCGCAUCCUGACUUUAAUCUGGAUGAGUUUUUGAAGUCUGAUACCUUCUCUGGCGUCUCCGGAUUGUUGACGAAUGGUGUUGGUUCAAAUAGUGGUACCGGUUCGCGAUUCAGCCAAUGGUUUAAGAGAGAGAGUCCAGUUCAACAGGCGGACAGUCGUAGAGCUUCCAUACAAGAUGAAUUGCUGAACAAUUUAUUGAACGACAUCACCGAGCCAAAUAUUCAAAUACCAUCGGUGACGGAAUCAAACACCUAUUUCGCUCCAAUUUCUCCGGCCAAUACGACCAAUAAUGCUAACACGACCACAAACGGCGUAAAAUUACUCGAGAUGUUACAUCGCGGUAAUAAGCCGAAUCAAAACGGCCAGGGUGACGCGAGUAAUGCGGCUAUACCUAUGAUGAAAAAUUGCUCCAUUAAAGAUUUGGAAGUUGGUGGCAAAGUUGUGCACAGUUUGGAGGAAUUGGAAGCACGUAUGCGGGGUGGUGCUCCUCCACCUGCAACUUCGACUGAUGCGCCCCGUGUAAAUAAGACUGAAGAAGAUCUCUCUGCUUUUAAGAAACUGCUUGCUCAAGUGACUGGAGGACAAGCUGUGCCUGCAGCUAACGGACCUAUCACCCAAAAACAACCUGUAACUUUAAUGCAAUUACUUAAUUCGCAAUUGAAAACUCAGCCGUCGUCGAUGUCCCAUCAACAGCCGCCCACAGAAUCGCUUCAUACUGCAACGUUUAAUCACGUCGGUCCACUUGGUCCUACACAACAUCCGCAUCAGGCUCAGAUGCAACACGAGAAUCUAAUGAAAGUCCUGCAGAUACAGCAACAGCAGCAGCAGCAGCAACAAAAGCAACAGCAGCAACGACAUUCUGAUAUGCUAUCGAUGAUGAUGAACAAUCAGAGGAUGUUAGGUGUCAGUCCAGUACCGACGGAGAUGCAAAUGAUGAUAAAUAAUGUCCCGUCGAGCCAAGAGCUUUUACAACGACCGGAGGCUCAAGCAAUCAUUCAAGGUUUACAGCAAGGGGAAAUUACCAGGCAGCAUCUAAUACAGCAAUUGCAGAAUCCCGCAAUGCAGCAUCGCCAUCGAGAAGUACUGGUCAACAUUUUGAAAAUGUAUGGUGGCACCACACCUCGCACUAUAAGUCCGCAUCCUCAUCCCGCUGCUUCUAUCCCUCAGGAACAUAUACUGCAACAGAUGCUGUAUCAGCAGCAGCAACAACAACAACAACAACAGAGAAUUCCAUCUCCUAUGAAUAACGCUUAUUGUCCACCUCCAAUAAUAUCACCAAAUUUAACAGCUAAUCCUAGUACUUUAUCAGUACAACAUCCAGUGAUACCGCAUAGAGUACCGUCGCCAAGAGAGAUUGUUAUGCAUACACAGUCUAUAAUGCAAAGUGCUUUAAUUAAGAAGAAAUUGGAGGAGCAGCGAGAGAAUUUCCGUAAGCGGCAGGAUCAGCAGCAACAGCAGCAGCAGCAACAACAGCAAGUUCAGCAGCAGCAGCAGCAGCGCGCGUCAAGCCCUGUUAACUCACCAGCUAAGCAAACAGCGAGUCCGCUCGCUUUCACUCCAACCUCUGUUUUACGCAAAAUGACUGCUGAUAAGGAACCUGACGGAAGCAGCAAUGAACCAUCGAAAUUGUCUACGCAAACUCAAGCUUCUCAAAUGCAACAAAUGCAGUCGGCUGCAGUUCAGUUACUUGCACAAGGAGCUCUCUCGAGACACACCGCAUUGCGGUCACAACCUGUUCAAUCAACAUGGUCAAACCCAUCACUCAAACAGCAUCCAGGUCGACCUAUAGUAAAAGGCGGUAAUAACAGCAACACGAGCGGUACUCAGUUCCAAUAUAAUACGGGAAAUACAGAAUUCCAACAACAGCAUAGAACGGUCCCGAAUGUUUACGGCAAUCCAGCACGAUCUAAGCACACGAUGGCAACUUCGUUACCGCAUCAUAAUGUCCCACAGUACAAUGUAGCGCAGAACUCGAUUAUGAAUCAAAGAUCAAAUCCUAUGAAUACCCAGAUGAAGGCGCAGCAGGUCCCGACGCAUCUCGCUAACAUGCAGCAACCACCGCACGGGACCGUUAACAUGCAACAGCAACAACAACCGCCGCAGAGAGCUGUAAAUACGUCAAUGCAACUUGUCAUGAGCCAAAACUACAAUUCUAAUCGCACAGACGGACGGGCGAUGCGAUCGCAACAGUUGAACAUGGCAGUCGGCCGUCAACCUUCACCGGGCCUCGGAUUUGUGGGCAGUAACGGAGGUGACCUUUCGCCAACAUCUAAUCAACUUGCGCGAUGGUUUAGCCCAGAACUUCUCGCUCAAGCUCGGGCCGGCAAGCUCCCGGAGCUUGCGCAAACAAACGUCCUGUCGUUGGAGGAGCUCGAAAGACUUCAACACGCGUCAACCAUAGUGCAUAACUAAAGUGACAUUGCACUCGAAUUACGUUUCAAUUCUACAAAAUUACAUUGGUAACGCUACUACUGGUCGAAGAAUCGGUACUCUUCGUACAUUUUCCUUUUACGUCCGAAGCACCCGUGUAACAUCCCCUACAUGGAUGUUAGAUACACGCCGCUAAAUUACAGACGGUACUCGCCUACGUAGAUCUUUUUAUCAAGUCUUCGUAUUGACAAGAGGUUCAUUGAAAUAACACCGUGUAUUUUGAGUAGGAAUAGGGUCGAUUAAUCGGUUGAACGGUACUUCUCCUUCGAAAGAUCUUCUUUUCUCGAAAAACAUUGCUGACAUCGUUUGUGAAGCCACUUUUCCAAGUUUUCGCGGAAUGUUAUUUAGAAACUACAAAUGUACAGAAUAGUAUAUGAUAUUAAGAACGAAGCGUUAGAACGAAGAAGCGGACAGCUUUCUACGAAAACGACGUAUUGUUUAUAAGACUGAAAAAAAUAUGAAAAUUCUUAUUGUUGAUUAUAUUGACAAGCUGUUUGAGCUUCAUAUGCGUACUUUCUAAAUGACAACACACGAUAAGAUCUAUUUGCCUAAGAUAGGACUGCAAGUUUCGUGUGUAUUCCUGUCUCGUUAUCUAGCAAGAAUCUGAAGAUUAUCUGGCGACUUGAGCAAUUAAUUUCCAUGUGUUUUUCAGAUUAUAUUUGUAUCAAUCUCUCAGUUCCUCGUUUACGAUUAACGGAUGAGGAUGUACUGUGACUGUAUUUUGCAAUGAUUCAUAAGUAAUGAAAGCACCGUUACAGCACAAUUACCUUUGUUCCCUCUAUUCGGAACAAAGCAAAGCGAUAUUUUAACUGCUGUCAGCAGGCAUGAAAAUAUAGUCCGUACUAUGUGUCCGACACAAAAACUUGACGUUGUCGCCAGCAGGGUAAGAACUAGAUAGUCGAUACGUUUAAUCUAGUAUUAUUUAUAGAGUACGUCGCGCUUGCUUAUUUACAACUGGGACUUGCAUAAACCCUUAGGCAAAUAAUACGCGGAUUCCUCGAACUUGAGAACUGCGAGCUAGCACCUGAUACAAUUACUUACACAGAGUGGUGGUGUCGUAUUUAAUAUUCUAUUCGUAUUACUGCAAACAAUGCGAUCUUAUUAACACGAAAAGCGUGCGAAAUAAAAUGAUGAGUAUGUGACAUCAAAUCGUGCAUAUAUUAUAAAAAAUAAAUAUAUAAUAUAUACUUCUCGUGUGUAGAAGAGCGCGUGAGAGUGCGAUGUCAUUAUCCUGAUCGAAAGUGAUAUAUAGACCGAACUGUCUUAAUAAAGAAACUCAGAAGAUACAUAGAAGAAUCGUUUGCAGAAUUAAUUAAGGAAAAUAAGAACAUUCCACCAAUAAAGGAUCAAAUUAAACGAGAUAUCUUUGAGAAAUUUCGACAUCAAUACCGUUGCUAAUAUGCGUUUGCUUUCGAUUUAAUUGUUUACUUCAAGAUUAUAAUUUUCAUGUAAUCACACAAAAAAGGUUAUAUACAUAUAUAUAUUUAUAUAUAUCGGACUCGCUUUAAAACGAUGACUUCUAUUAAAAGUUAACUUUACAUUUAGAAAGGAGAUAAUAUUGUUUACUAUUUAACUGUGUACAUUAGAGUCUCAUGCGCAUAUAAUUGCAGUUUUCUUUUUCAUAGUUGAUUAAGCAUGCAACUAUAUUCUCAUACCUUUAAGAAUUACAGCUAGAAAAGCGAACUAAUUUGCACAGUAUUUUGCA